AUGGGUGUGGAUCAACAUGCUCAAUUGGAUGCCUUUGGGCUGAUCUUCCCAUUACCGCUACGCAUAGCUGCCCUCUUGGUUGCUGGUUUUUGGGGAUGGGGUAUGAACCUUCAAUACCUGGCAAAGGCCAACAUUGAUGUCCCUGCGCUCAUAAAAUACCCGGCCCGCACGAAUCCCUCGCAUCGUCCGCACCAUGCCGCCGUCUAUCGCCUGGCGACAUGCUUCAGCAUCCCACUUGCUCUAUGGUUCAUCGUCUUUUGGCUAGUAACCAAGCGAUCUCCUGAUUUGGUGGAGGGAUUGGACUGGCUCCCACAAUCGGUGUUCAUUAUUCUCCUCAUUAUUCUAAUCUGGCCUUUCAAUCGCGCUUCCCGUUCCGGGCGAAUCCGAUUUCUCAUCACCUUCGCGCGAAUCCUCGUCGGUGGGCUGGCCGAGUCCCAGGAUGGCAAGUUUGGUGACAUUCUGCUGGCAGAUGCUCUUACUAGCUAUGCUAAGGUGAUUGGGGAUCUGUAUGUCAGCUUCUGCAUGUUCUUCACCGACGGUCUCGCUGCGACUUCCAAACCCAGCCGGGCCUGUGGACAUGAAAUCGUUGUUCCGAUCAUUAUCGCUGUUCCUAGCUUGAUCCGUCUUCGCCAGUGCUUAACCGAGUACGUACGUGCGCGGCGGACAGCUACGCGCAGAGAGUUGCAUAGAGGAAAUCAGCACUUAGCCAACGCUCUCAAGUAUGCAAGUGCUCUCCCUGUGGUUUGGAUGUCCUGGAAAAUGCGCAACUAUAAUCCAUUGGAACUUCGCGGAUAUAGCGAGGUCAGCAUGAGGCGCCUUCUAUUUAUCGUCUCUUUGAUUAACUCUGCCUACACUUUCUGGUGGGAUGUCGUCAAGGAUUGGGAUAUGACUCUGUUCUCGCCCCAGCGCCACGAUAAAAGCCACCCGUAUGGGCUCCGCCGGCAUCGCUGUUUCUCAUCUGACAAGAUAUAUCACUACGUCAUCAUCGCAGAUCUGGCACUGCGUUUCUCAUGGCUGUGGCGAAUUUUACCAGGCCUCGGCUGGGUUGCAGAAAAAGAGAGCGGAGUGUGGAUGCUCAUGUUCCUCGAAAUUGUACGCCGCUGGAUGUGGGUUUUCUUCCGGACCGAAGCCGAAUGGAUUCGGAACACCCAAGGCCCUGGUCCAGAUGACGUUCUCCUCGGCGAAUACAACCACAAACUCGUCGCGGACUAA
Penicillium paradoxum is the source of this 1212-nucleotide messenger RNA. Its product is annotated as EXS domain-containing protein. The transcript is spliced from 5 exons. Lineage: Eukaryota; Fungi; Ascomycota; Eurotiomycetes; Eurotiales; Aspergillaceae. The record is from RefSeq and is a predicted model, not a curated record. Gene Ontology annotation, cellular component: cytoplasm; membrane. Bases 1 to 1212 code for a protein of 403 amino acids.